AUGGAACUCUCUUUCAAACGAGAGAAGAUUUGCUCGGUGGAAGUUAAUCUUGAUGUUCCAUCCAUAGAGGUGCAUAGCCAUAACUUACCCUCAUAUAUUCCCGGUUAUAAUGGUUUCUUCAUGACGGUCGAAUAUUGCGACGGGUUAGUGGUUUAUGCUACCGAGAACGGGAUUGGGAUAUGCAACCCAUUGUUGAGACAGAUUAGAUGGAUCAAAUCCAAAGUGAAUUAUCGUUACAAUGGGGUGGGAUACGACAAUUCUAGACCCGAAAAUCAUUACAAGAUCUUUGAGUCUUGCCCCUAUAGCGAUACAACCGUGAAAGCUAGUAUCACCGAGUUUGUAUCCGAUGCAUGGAUUUCGAAACCGUACGAGUUUGCAUAUGAUUGGGAUUUUAUGUCGUCCUAUAGUGUAUCAUUGAAUGGAGCUUUGUAUUGGGUUGCUUUCCAUAUGGCGUCUGAUGACCAGUUUAUUCAAAGCUUUGAUUUUUCUACGGAGAAAUUUGAACCCUAUUGUCUCUUGCCUAAUAAAAAAUGUGAUCCAAGCAAUGCUAGGUCCCUUGCAGUUUUUAGGGGAGAUCGAUUUUCGUAUUUAGAGCAAAACUAUGAGACAAGGAAUAUAGAGAUUUGGGUAACAAAAAAAGAGAUUAAAAUUGAGAAUGGAAAGGCUGUGGAGUGGAUGAACUUGAUGAAAGUGUCAGUUCCUAAAUGGUCGAGUUUAAGAGAAAAGGCUUGCAUUUAUAUUGCCAAGGGAGAUAAGUUCCAUGAAAUUAUAAUAAACGAUUUGGUUGAGUAUCCUACUCGUCAUCACCGUACCUAUGUUCCUAGUUUGGUCCCAGUUCCAACGUUCACGAUGAGCAAUAGAAGUAAAACGCAGCAGGUUGAGUCCCGCUUCACACCCCCUAGAGGAAUACAAGCGAGCGAUGGAGGAAACGAGUGGGACGACGGCAUCUUCCACAAUGUGAAGAAAAUAAAUGUAGGAGUAAAUGAUUUUGACACGGUCUUUGUCAAGUUUCACUACUCCAAAUAUAACCGGAUUGAAGCCGGAGCAGGUCAUGGAAAUGCGACAACACAUAAUCCAGACGACGAAAUUAUGAUCGCUGGAGGCGACUACAUUGAAGCCGUCGAGGGGACCUACACUGAAAGCCAUAUCACCUCCAUUACAUUUCGGAUGCGCAAGGGAGACAUGAUGCCACAGUACGGACGCUUGAACGGGACGCCCUUCUCGCUUCGAGGAGAACGAGGCUCCAAGGCCAUCGGGUUUUACGGAAGAAGCUCUGGUGUCCACCUCACUGCUCUCGGCGUCCACUUCUCUCCACCCCCUCUAUAUUAUUCGUUUCCUAACCAUUCACCAGUUUUUAAUUAUUAA
Molecule: messenger RNA, 1365 nt
Organism: Arabidopsis thaliana (thale cress)
Lineage: Eukaryota; Viridiplantae; Streptophyta; Magnoliopsida; Brassicales; Brassicaceae
Product: jacalin lectin family protein
Exons: 4
Coding region: 1-1365 (454 amino acids)
Source: RefSeq, marked reviewed